Molecule: messenger RNA, 2061 nt
Organism: Schistosoma rodhaini
Lineage: Eukaryota; Metazoa; Platyhelminthes; Trematoda; Strigeidida; Schistosomatidae
Source: the annotation of a GenBank genome assembly
ACUUUAACAACAUUUUGUCCUUGAUAAAGCGCAGUAGUUGAUGUUGUUUGCUACAUAGUCAUGUUCCUUCUGAUUUCAGUACUUGUUAACUUGGCUUUGUCAGCUACCUUUGCUAUUUUUCCAGACAUUACAUUGCACGAGUGUGCUCUGACAAAGGGAUGCUUGAGACCCGCCAUGUGUACCGAAUCAUCUUGUGCAUUUCUCGUCACCUGGAAGUUGGUGUCUGUGAAGUCUGAAAAUUACGUGGAGUUUGAGCUUAAAGGAAAUAUUCAGAAAGUCACAGGCUUUAUAGCACUGGCUUUCUCAAAAGAUCAAAGAGUAGGUGACGAUGGGGUUGUUGGUUGUUAUUAUCAAUCAUCAACAAAUGCUGUGAAUAUUCGAGCUGGAUAUAAUGAUAUAGCUGGUAAAACUACGAAUUUUUAUAAUGGACCAGAUGAAGAAUUAUUAAUAACAGACGGUGAGAAUUUAGGUGGUACAUUUAAUGCAAUGGAUGGUACAUUACAGUGUCGUUUUAGACGACGUGUUCGACCACUGGAUACAGUUCAUCAAUUAAUGGAUUUAACAUCACCGAAUGCAUAUCAUUUGAUUGUUACUCGUGGUGUUGAACGUAAAAAAGACGGAUUCGGUCGUCCUUUCGCUGGUGGAGAAUCGGUGUCUCAACGUCCGGUUGUCAUUACUUCACCUAUUUAUGGAAGUAUGACAGGCAUAAUUGGUCGUGGUUCUGCAAUAGCCAAAACUCAUGGAUGUCUUAUGGUAUUAGCUUGGGUAUUAUGCGCUAGUAUUGGUAUUAUACUAGCUCGUUAUUACAAAGAUGUAUGGCCUAAUUCUGGUCUAUUAGGUGAACGUGUCUGGUUUCAAUCACAUAGAAUAUUACAAGGCAUAUGUGUCGGUUUAACGUGUAUUAGUAUAAUUUUGAUUUUCAUCUAUUGUGAAGGCUAUUCACAAGCAACAGCAUAUCCAUAUUAUAUACAUCCAAUACUUGGUUUAAUUGUCUUCUCUUUGGCUUUGAUCAAUCCAAUUAUCGCAUUAUGCCGCUGUAAUCCAGCUCAUGAAUACAGACCUUGGUUUAAUUGGAUACAUUUUUUCAUUGGGACAUUCGCUUAUAUAUUGUCUGUACCAACAAUGAUGUUAGGUUUACGCAUGCCUGCGGCUGGCCUACAACUACAAUUUAUUAAUUAUCCAUUAUGGAUUUUAAUAUUUUUUGUAAUCUUCCAAUUUAUGAUUGAAAUUAUCCUGGAAAUACAUGGAUGUUUCUAUUAUCGUCGAAAUAAAAAUAAGCGUCGGACAUAUGUACUAGAGAUUGAUCAAUAUCAAGCUGCAAAGCGUUUGAACAACGCACGUCAACCAAGACCUCCUGAACCGGAACCUUCUGGUCGCAUGUUCAAAUAUUUCAUAAUUGGACUCCAUGCUACAGUUUGCGCAAUUGUUGCCGUUAUCCUCGUUAUAAUCAUAGCCGUUAAUUAAUAGUUAUUUUCUGUUUAGCUUUUACACUACUUAACUGUUUUAUCAGUAGUCUAAGUAACUAUUGUAAAUGUGCCUUACAUACAAAUGUCUUAUCUAUAACUGGCCAUAUUUCUUUAGGUUAUCGUUAUCAUUCGCGUGUACUCAGUGUCUUUUCUUUCUUUAAAUCUUAAACAAUUUUUUCCGCGCAUAUAUCCAUGAAUUUCUAUUUUAUCGCUAGAUAUAUAAAUAAUGAAUAGAAUCUCAGCUUCCUUUAUUCUGUAAUAUGUAAAACGUCAUCCAGUUCGAAAAACAUUUCACAAAUGUUAAAAAAAGCAAUGAAAAUAAUUUUCUUCAUAAAUAAUAACCUUGAAUGACGCAAGUUAGUUUGUUCUAUUAGAGUUCCCUUGGAAAAACUUUCUAUCCUUCUAACUAUUGCUUAUAACUUGUUUUAACUUCAUUUGGUUUUUUGUGCCUUCUUAUUUUAAGAAUUGAUGGGAUAAAAAAGGAGUAAAUACGACUUACUUUUCAAGAUUCUUCUUUGAAACAAAAUAAUUCAUGUCGAUGAGCACACACAAACACAUUAGUUGAGACAUACCAUAUAUAUAUAUAUAUAUAUAU